UGUGUACAUGCAUUGACUUGUUUACACAUUAAUUACGCGAUCUUAAAGCCUCGUUAUUUACUAACUUCAUUGGCCUUAAAUGACCUCACCAUUGGACUGCUUAUCACACCCUUCGGUUUAUUGCCUGCAUUAUUCCAUUGUUGGCCAUAUGGUGAAAUAUUUUGUCAAAUACAGGCCUUACUACGCGGUGCUCUCUCACAACAAAGUGCGGUAAUAUUAGUGUGUAUGGCAAUCGAUAGGUACAUGUGUGCUUUACAUCCGCGUAGAUAUUAUCAACAUUCUAGUAAAAAGGCAUGUUUAUUAUCACUAACAAACACGUUAUUUAUUCCAGUAUCUUAAACUAAACUAUGUUUUUUUCCUAUAUUCCAUUUUAUCCUUUUUUUCUCUCCUCACAUUGCAGGCUACUAUUUUAAUAAUACAGGUCUUAUGGCUUGUGAGCCAUUUUAUAGUAAACCGUCGUAUCGUAUAUUGGCCACAUGUGCCUUUUACUUCCCCACCACCAUGGUGUUGAUGUAUUGCUAUGGUUCUAGUUUUCAUAUGAGUCGUUUCAGACUUAAUGAUCCAACGAUGCCUUUAACUGCUGCCGCUCAUCAUCCUGCUUAUCAGCAUCAUCCUCUACAUCAUUAUCACCAUCAUCAGCAGCAUACGUAUCCACAUUUACAUCAUUAUCAUCAUCGUGGUAGUGUAGGUAGUAGUGCUGGUGGUGGUGGUGGGGUUGUUACAACUGGGGGUGGCAGUGGUGGUGCUAUACAUACUUCAGUAGGAGGUUCGGGUACUGGUGGUGGAGCCAAUACACCCUCUGCAAUGAUGGCAAAUACACCGGUAAUGAACUUGAGUAUGGCCAUGAGCAUGGGUUUAGGUUUGAAUACACCCGCCAAUAGCAUUACGAAAAAGAUGGUCCCUAUACAGGAGAAAAAUUCAAGUGGUUCAACGUCACGUUCAAUGGCUACAAUUUCAUUGGGUUUCAUUGUUAUGGUUACACCCUGGACAAUACAAGAAAUUGUAACAGCGUGCACGGGAUCAAAGUGUAAUGGCCAUGAAGACACACCCGAACACAAAUCACCAUGUUGUCACAUAAAUUCUGAUUUUGAAAUCACCACACUACCAAUGCCACCCGAACCGCCAACAUCACGUCCACCGCAAAACAAUGGCAGCGGUGGAGGUGGAGGAGGUGGCGGUGGUUCAAGUAACACAGCCGCCGGUUUGGUAGGAGCAGGCGGUAUUGGUGGUUCAGUAUUGGGCAUUUGUGCCAGAGCACGCAGUAAUAGUUUAAAUCGUUCAACAUCAUUUCACAUACGAGAUGGAGGAGGAGGUGGAGGAAUUAGUUCUAGCAAUGGUCAUCAUACACAUCAUCAACAUGGUUAUAAUACAUCCACCGUACGUCCCGAUAUAGAAGGUUUAUCGGAAAAAUAUUGGGGAGAAAUAUUAGAACGUACUGUCAGCUCAAACAGUUUACAUGCUGCCAUGCAAAAAUCCUUUAUGCCAACACAACAACAUUAUGGACAACAACAACCACUACAUCAUCAUGGUCAUCAUCAGCAACAUGCAUCAGGAGUUAAUAAUCCAAUGAUGAUGAUGACAACAUCAUUUAGUAAACAAAGUGAUCUAAAUCUUCAUAUACGCGAACAUGAUGACAAUUUAGUAGAUUCGGCAAAUACCAUGUCGACGACAACAACAAGUGAUCUUAAUAAAUUCUCCACAUCAGAACCAAAAUUAUGUGAACAUGAGUAUCAACAACAACAGCAACAUCAUCUGCAGCAUCAACAUCAUCAUGACAUACAUUGUGCCAAAACCAAGGCAAACACAGAGGCCAAUAAAACUCUCGGUGCAGGAGGUGGUGGAGGAGAAGGGGCAGGUGUAUCCUCUACAUUAAGUGGUUGUGGCAGUGUGCCGGAUAUUUAGUACGCAGAGGAUGUGAUACAGCGUAAGAGUAAAAUACUAAAUGCACCAUUUACAAAAUGUUCCAAUCAUGGUGGUGGCGGUGUUGCUGGUAUUAGUGCUGCCAAAAAGUUUCUAACUUUAGCCAAAGCCUCCUGUCAUACACCACCACCAACACGUCAUGGUCACACACACUUACAUCACAAACAACAACAACAACAUCAACAGCCAUACCAGCAACAUUUACAGCAACGCCAUCAAAAUUUACUAUCACGCACAAAAUCAUGUAUCUUUCAUUUUCGACCUCUAACAACGGCAACAACAAAUGCCACCUCUAUAGCCAACAUAGUCACCGUACCAAUCUUUAAAGCUACAUCAACAGCAUCGUCAACAUCAGCAGCAGCAGCUACUGCUGCAGCCUCUGAAAAGUGUAAAACGCAUUCACAUCUACCACCGAAAUUUGUUACAGUCGCUGUGCCAAUGGCUGAAUACCGGAAAUGAGAAAUGUUUUUGCAUGCAACUUAAAGCAAGAUUUAAUAGGUAUUGUUUUUGUUUUUUUCGGAUUUUUUUAUUCAUUUUGUUCAUUUGUUUGUUAAUUUUAUGUUUUAUUUUCUCGAGCCCUGUUUGUUGUGUGUGAGUUUUGCGGCUUAAAAAAGCAUGGAACUGUAGGGGAAAAACAACAUUAAACCACCAGGAACUUUCGCCAUAUGAUGUUUUUUAAAUAAAGUUGCAUUCGGAGUGUGUGUACAUUAGGGGUUCUCUACUUUGGUUUAGUUUUUAUUUAGUCUGUAUUGUGAUCAGACUAUAGUGAGUAAUAUGGUCAGACUAGAGUCUGUACUCUGAUCAAACUAGGGUCUGUACUAUGAUCCCUUUUUUCAGAUUAGACUAUAGUUUAUACUCAGAUCAGACUCUAGUCUGUACUCUAAGCAGGCUAUAGUCUGUACUCUGUGCAGGCAUUAGUUUGUACUCUGGUCAGUCUGUGCUCUAAUCAGAAUAUAGCCCGUACUCAGAUCAGACUAUAGACUAUAUAAAGACUAUGUUCUGUACUCUGAUCAGACUAUGUUCUGUACUCUAAUCAGACUAUAGUCUGCACUCUGAUCAGACUAUAGUCUGUACUUUGAUCAGACUAAAGUCUAUACUCUGAUCAGAUUUUGGUCUGUUCUCUGAUCAAAUUAUGGUCUGUACUCUGAUCAAAUUAUGGUCUGUACUCUGAUCAGACUAUAAUCUGUACUCUGAUCAGACUAUAGUCUGUACUCUGAUCAGACUGCAAUCUGUACUCAGAACAGACCAUAGUCUGUACUCAGUUCAAACUAUAGUCUGUCCUCAGAACACACUAUAGUCCGGACUCAGAUCAGACUACAGCCUGUAGUCAGAUCAGACUAUAGUCUGUACUCUGAACGGAGUAUAGUCUGUACUCUGACCGGACUAUAAUCUGUACUCUGAUCAGACUAUAGUCUCUACUCUGAUCUGAAUAUAGUCUGUACUCUGAUCAGACUAUAGUCAGUACUCUGAUCAGACUAUAGUCAGUACUCUGAUCAAGCUAUAGUCUGUACCCUGAUCAGACCAAAGUCUGUACUCUGACGAGACUAUAGCCUGCGCUCUGUACUCCAAUAAGACUAUAGUCUAUACUAUGAUUAGACUAUAGUCUGUGUUGACAGACUAUAAUCUGUACAAUUGUCAGACUAUAGUUUGUAGAGUUGUUAGACUAUAAUCUGUACGUUAGUCAGACUAUAGUACAAACUGUUGACAUAUCAUAUUGUGCACUAUGGACAGACUUUAUGUUCGACUUCGAGACACGAUUUUGAAAAUCAUUUCAAAAAUAUACCACUCUAAUCUUGCAUCUGUUGUUACUUCCUGAUUUUUUCCCCAUACAAAACAUCUUUAUUGUUGUUGAUGUACGACCAACAGACUAUCUACUUUGUAUGCAAGCUAUGUAUACAUACAUAUACACAUAUAUAUAAGUUUGUUUAAGAGUUUAUUAAACCACCUACAAAAUGCAUUUUUUUUAAAAAGGAAGAGGUUUGUAUCACAUCCGUGUGAAUGUAUGAGUAACUGCUAAAUAGUAUAUGUAAGAAUGAAUGAAUAAAUGGAUAAAUGUAGUAGUAGUAUAUUUGUAUAUUGUCGGUCUACUUGUGAAUGAGAGUGUAUGUAAAUGUAUAUAAAAAUGUGAUUAUAUAUGUAUAUGUAAUUGAAUUGUUGUAAAGGUGUUUGUGUGUUUGUUUAUAAAAAAUGUGCAGUUUAAAUUUAUAUGUAAAAGAAGAAAUACUAACUUUUAUAGUUGUGGUAUAAAUGAAGGUAUACACACACACACACAAAUUGCUAUAAAAACUGUCUGUCGGUAUAGGUGUACAGUUGCCUUUUUGUUUUGCUUUUUUUUAAAUUAUACCAAUUUUUUUAUAAAUAUUUUUAAGGGUUUUGUUUAUACAAAAAGUUCAAAAUGCUUCAAAUUGUAGACCAAGGGUUUGGUCAGUUAUUCUCCCCUACCCUUACUCUCUGCCAGAAACCAACAAUAUGGAAAAACUGCUAAAUUUAAUAUGAAUGUGUUAAAAACAACGAAAAUCAUUUAGUAUAAAAAUUUUACCUUUAUUUUACACAAGCAAUAUGCUUGUUUCCCCAUUUAGCAAUUUAUUUCCUAUAUAACCACAUUUGUAGUGGUAGUUGAGUAGGUUUAUGUGUGAAAUAUAUUUGUGCGAUAUAAAUAGGAAUAUCAAUUAAACUAAAUGAUAGGAUAUGUUAUAAAUUCCUUUUGUAAAAUAAUAUCUAAAAAUUUCACAGCGGAAAAAUGUUGGAACGAAGUAAAGUGUAGUGGAGGGGAGCACUUUGAUAUAACUAGUUUCAUAUUCAGUUCUAGCUCCGUUCUAGUUCUGUUCCAGUUCUAUUCUAGUUCUAUUCUAGUUCUG
This is a messenger RNA of Lucilia cuprina (Australian sheep blowfly), 4778 nucleotides long. Its product is annotated as la-related protein Larp4B. The annotation marks the transcript as partial. Gene Ontology annotation, molecular function: corazonin receptor activity. NCBI's taxonomy places the organism in Eukaryota, Metazoa, Arthropoda, Insecta, Diptera, Calliphoridae. Gene Ontology annotation, biological process: neuropeptide signaling pathway. The record is from RefSeq and is a predicted model, not a curated record. The transcript is spliced from 5 exons. Gene Ontology annotation, cellular component: membrane.